UUCUAGUUCUUUUUUCAGUUCAGUCAGUCUCUAAACCAGUGCCUGAUUUCGAACCAUGUUUCAGAAAAUAAUUUAAACGGUGGACGCAACCACAGUUGGCCUGCGAUCGCUUUGGACUAUAAACAGUUUAAAACAGAGUAUCCAGGCAAUCCAGAAGAAGAGAAAGAGUAAGAGACAGGAAGUCCUGACGCAUUGCUGCUAGAUAGCCUGUGUUUAUCGUGGCAUCAUGAAAUCUUGCAUCCCUGCUAAAGAAAAGGAGGAAGAGGAAAUGAACCAAGAGGUUCCCCCCAACUUUAUUCCCUCCCGUCAGCCGUCGUCUAUCCUCCCGAACUCCUCCCAGCCUCUGUCAACGAGACAAGGGGAAUCAUCAACCAUAUCUUGGCAGCCCACGUCUGCUCCGCGCCGAGUAUCCCCACCACCACCGAAUCCACCAUUGCCCAGUUCUAAGUUGAGUGAACAGCACAACUGGCAGGCUUCUGUGGGGUCCUGCAGGGAGCGUAAUUCCGUGAUGUAUAACAACAGUCUCAUGGCUGAUGUCUACUUUACAGUGGGAACUGGGCCCGGCCAAAAACGUAUACCUGCUCAUAAGUACAUUCUUGCUAGUGGCAGCUCCGUGUUCUAUGCCAUGCUCUAUGGAGGCCUUGCUCAAGAGGUGAAAGUCAUGGAGAUUGCAAUUCCGGAUGUUGAGCCUGCUGCAUUUCUCAAUUUGCUCAGGUACCUUUACUGUGACGAGAUCUGGGUUGAAGCGGACACAGUCCUGGCCACCCUGUACACUGCCAAGAAGUACAUUGUGCCACGUUUAGCCUCCGCCUGUGUCCGAUAUCUUGAGACGAGCCUGAGUGCCAGAAAUGCCUGCGUCCUUCUCAGCCAAGGCAGGCUGUUUGAGGAGGUGGAGCUGAUGCAGCGAUGCUGGGAGGUCAUUGAUGCUCAGGCUGAGGAAUGUUUGAGGUCUGAGGGUUUCACUGACAUUGAUCGCCGGACACUUGAAACCAUUCUGAGUCGUGAGACACUGAACACACGAGAGUUAUGUGUCUUCUGGGCGGUGUGCCGCUGGGCCAAGGCGGAGUGUGCAAGACAGGAGCAGCAGCCUACAGCAGAGAACCAGAGGGCAGCACUGGGCAGUUGUCUACACCUUGUUCGAUUUCCAGCAAUGACACUGGAAGAGUUUGCUAAUGGCCCUGCCCAGUCAGAAGUGCUCACUCUUCAGGAGUGCCACGACCUGUUCCUUUACUUCACCGCCCGACAGUGGCCCAAACUGCCAUUCUGCAAAGUCUCCCGGAAGGGUCUGUCCCAGUUUCGGGUUCACCGAUUUCAGUCGUCUGCGUACCGCAGCAACCAGUGGCGCUACAGGGGGCGCUGUGACAGCAUCCAGUUCUCGGUUGAUCGGAGGAUUUUUGUGGCAGGUUUUGGCUUGUACGGCUCCAGCAAUGCUGCAUCUGAGUACAAGGCAAAGAUUGAGUUGAAGCGAAACGGUACUGUGGAGGGACAGACCGUGACCAAGUUCCGUUCCGAUGGCUCCAGCAACACCUUUCCUGUGUUGUUCGAGAGUCCUGUGCAAGUUGAGGCAGACACUUUCUACACUGCCAGUGUGGUGUUAGAUGGACCUGAACUCAGUUUCUUUGGCCAGGAGGGUGUUGCAGAGUUACAGUGUGGCAAGGUCACGUUUCAAUUCCAGUGUUCAUCAGAGAGCACAAAUGGCACAGGGGUGCAGGGAGGUCAGAUACCAGAGCUCAUAUUUUACGCUUGAAUGAUUGAGGCUCUCUAGUAUUA
Molecule: messenger RNA, 1770 nt
Organism: Aplysia californica (California sea hare)
Lineage: Eukaryota; Metazoa; Mollusca; Gastropoda; Aplysiida; Aplysiidae
Product: BTB/POZ domain-containing protein 6
Biological process (GO): neurogenesis
Cellular component (GO): cytosol
Molecular function (GO): protein binding
Source: RefSeq, a predicted model, not a curated record